Messenger RNA from Juglans regia (Persian walnut), 1751 nucleotides. RefSeq names its product GRAS family protein TF80-like. Gene Ontology annotation, cellular component: nucleus. Lineage: Eukaryota; Viridiplantae; Streptophyta; Magnoliopsida; Fagales; Juglandaceae. Gene Ontology annotation, biological process: regulation of DNA-templated transcription. The transcript has 2 exons. Gene Ontology annotation, molecular function: sequence-specific DNA binding; DNA-binding transcription factor activity. The record is from RefSeq and is a predicted model, not a curated record. The coding region runs from base 331 to 1716 and encodes 461 amino acids.
UUCCAUAUUCCUCUGAAUCUACAAAGGAAAAACAAAUCAGAAACGACAAAACAACCUUGUUUUUCACUGCCGCAGCCAUGGAGAAGUCCUUCAAAACAGGAGCAUUAAUUCCAAUACUGAGUUUGCAGCAAAGCCCUACACGCCAAACCCUUCAUAAAUCUCAACCAGCUUCGGUGAAUUGUUUGAGAUCGCGUCAGAAAGCUUGGAAUUUUUCUUUUGGGUUUCUGGGUUUUGGACCAAUUUGAAAACCCAGUUGAAGGUGGUGGUGUACUUGAAUACUUCUCAAGAAGGAACUAAUUGAACAUUAUCUGAGUUCGUUCUCAGUUGGAUAUGGCCGGAGCUGAACAUGGAUCUUCUCAAACUUCUUCAUCCCUCAUUCCGUGGAUGUCACUAUCUACUGGGUUAGGACCACCAUAUCGCUGGCUCAAGGAGCUGAAAACUGAGGAGAGGGGUUUGUAUUUGAUACAUCUUCUUCGAGCCUGUGCUUACUAUGUGGCUGCCGGUAGCAUUGAGAAUGCCGAUAUCGGCCUUGAGCACAGCUCCCAUCUUGCCUCCCGCGAUGGCGACUCAAUGCAGCGAAUUGCUGCAUACUUCACUGAGGCGCUUGCGGAUAAACUGCUUAAAGUCUCGCGGCCUUGCCUGUCUAAAGCCCUCAAUUCAACAAGAAUAUUGUCUCCCUAUGAGAAAAAUGAAGUUCAAAAAGUCUUCUUCGACAUCUGCCCCUUCUUAAAGGUUGCCUAUCUGAUCACGAUUGAGGCCAUUUUGGAAGCCAUGGAUGGGGAGAAGAUGGUUCAUAUUAUCGAUCUCUGUUCAUUUGAGCCUGCACAAUGGAUUCAUCUUCUUCGGACAAUUAGUGCACGGCCAGAAGGCGCACCCCAUUUGAGAAUUACAGGUAUUCAUGAAGAUAAAGAGGUAUUGGAUAAAAUGGCUCUUGAGUUGACAGGAGAAGCUGAAAAAUUGGUCAUUCCAUUUCAAUUCAAUCCCGUAUUGGGUAAAUUAGAGAAUCUUAAUCUUGAAAGUUUGGGAGUUAAGACAGGAGAAGCUGUUGCAGUCAGCGCUGUACUUCAGCUACACACUCUCUUGGCUACUGAUGAGGAAUUGCUCACAAGGAGCUCUCCUUCGGUAGAAAAGAACCUGCAGAAACAUUUCCACAUGGACCAGCACACAUUACGAGAGUUCCUUGAGAAGGAUCCGAUCAAUGUGUACAUGGCCAGUCCUGAUUCUGCAUUAUCUCUAAGUGCUUCCCCAAAAAUGGAGAGCUUUCUAAAUUCUCUUAGGAGCCUCUCGCCGAAACUGAUGGUGAUUACUGAGCAGGAAGCAAACCAUAAUGGCUUUACUUUUAUGGAGAGAGCUAAUGGAGCAUUGAACUACUAUGCUGCUCUCUUUGAUUGUUUGGAGUCUACUGGGUCAAGAGCGCCCAAAUAUCGACAGAAGGUUGAGAAGAUGCUAUUUGCAGAGGAAAUUAAAAACAUCAUAGCAUGUGAGGGAGCGGAGCGAAAGGAGAGGCAUGAGAAGCUUGACAAAUGGGUUUUAAGGCUCGAGUUGUCUGGUUUCGGGAAGGUGCCUUUUAGCUAUCACGGUAGAUUGCAGGGAAGGAUGCUCUUGCAGGAAUAUGAUCGUGGAUAUAAUAUCAAAGAAGAGAAUGGAUGUUUGGUUAUCUGCUGGCAUGAUAGGUCCCUCUUUUCUAUUUCAGGCUGGAGAUUUGGGAGGAACUGAGAUGAGUUGCAAUGUUACACUGAUGGCUUUUUUCU